CUGAAGCACACACCACUCUCCGCCCCCAACUCUCCCGUCUCUCUCUCUCUUGGAGGUACAGUAGAGAGAGAGAGUAGAGAGAGACAGUCGCAAGCAGGAGAUAGAAAGGAAGAGGGAGUGUAGAGAGAGAGACAGAGAGAGAGAGAGUAUCAUUUGAUGGAGGAGUAAAGCGAAGAGCACAUUGUAGGGUUUUCGUAGAACAGGGGAAAAUUUUUUUAAAGAUAAUCAAGAAAAGAGGGGAAAAUCUCGAAAGCUAUCAUCUCAGAGGCGCUGAGAGACGCACACGGAGGAAGAAACGAAUAAAAAAGAGUGGUAAGGGUGAAAUGUUGGUCCCCAAAUGACCCGAUUUCGGACGAUCCAUUUCUGCAAUCCAAGAUCUCUCGCUUUCGCACCUCAAGAAUCUGCAUUGUGGCUUUGAAGUUUUGUUGGUUUAUGUUUUGAUGGUUUCUGGUCUUCCUUAAAUCAAAGGAUCUUGAAUAUUAAGUGCUGAUAAGCACACCCAAUUAUAUGAAAGAAGUCAGGGAAGUGAUAUUGUAAAUAUAAUUCAACAAAAAUGAAAUCUGACACGCUUUUGGACUAUGCUGUAUUCCAACUGUCACCAAAGCGAUCGCGGUGUGAAUUGUUCGUUUCUAGUAAUGGAAAUACUGAGAAGCUUGCAUCAGGACUAGUAAAGCCAUUUGUGACUCAUUUAAAGGUUGCAGAAGAACAGUUUGCACUGGCAGUGCAGUCAAUUAAGCUUGAGGUAGAGAAGCGUAAAAAUGCCGAAGUGUGGUUCACAAAAGGAACUCUUGAGAGAUUUGUGCGGUUUGUCAGUACUCCAGAGGUUUUGGAAUUAGUCAAUACAUAUGAUGCAGAGAUGUCUCAGUUGGAAGCAGCCCGGAGAAUCUAUUCACAGGGGGCAGGAGAUAAACUUUCCAGUGCGUUGGGUGGGGAUGGUACAGGAACCAUAGCUGCAGCAGAUGCAACAAAGAAGGAGCUGCUAAGGGCUAUUGAUGUACGGCUUCUUGCGGUUAAGCAGGAUUUAACUGCAGCUUGUGCCCGUGCAGUUGCAGCUGGUUUUAAUUCUGAAUCAGUAUCAGAGCUUCAACUCUUUGCAGAUCAGUUUGGUGCUCAUCGAUUAAACGAAGCUUGCGGCAAAUUCUUGUCGCUGUGCCAGAGGCGGCCGGAGCUCAGCACCAACCAAUGGAACCCCGCCGGUGCAGCCGCCGCCGACGACCGGGCCGUCCGCUCCUCCUAUGGCUCCGACAUGUCCAUCGACGACCCAACUGAUGACCCACUCGCCCCUCACCAAUCCAAGGCACCUUUGUGUUUGCAGCAGCCCAGACCUUCUUCCUCUGCCACCCUCGCCUCACGGCGCUCUGUCGAGAAGGUUGAAGCCAGGGACGCUGACGCAGCAGAGACUAACAACGAGGAGCCCUCGUCGAUUUUGCCAUCGCAGACCAGCCAGCCUGCCCGGCGGCUCAGCGUGCAAGACAGGAUAAACCUGUUCGAGAGCAAACAGAAGGAGAGUUCCGGAAGCGGCAGCAAGCCAAGUGUCGGAAAAUCAGUUGAGCUUAGGAGAUUGUCGUCUGAGGCUGGAGCAGGAGCAGGGGCAGGGGCAGGGGCAGGGGCGGGGGCGGCAGCAGCAGCGGCAGCUCCAGCUCCAGCGGCCGUGGAGAAGGCGGUUUUGAGGAGAUGGAGUACGGCUAGUGACAUGAGCCUUGAUUUGGGUAGUGAGAAGAAGGAUGGUGAAAGCCCUCUGUGCACGCCCUCUUCUUCUUCCUCUAUUUCCCAGAGCAAGUCUGGUACCUUUUCUGGGGAAAAGGGUUUGAAUGAAGCGGUAACUUCCUCAAAGGGUGAGGUCAGGACUGUGCUGAAAGAUCAACCUGAUUCUCACACUAGGGCUGGGGAUUCUUCGGGCAGAGAAGGGGAGAUUUUAACCAGAGCCUGGACAAGCUGGAAGGAUCAGAACCAGUUUAAAUCUUUUGGUGAUAGAGCAGAGCAGAAUCACGCAGCAUCUCAAGAGAGAGUCAGGGCUGCUUUGGGUGGUCAAGAGCGUGCUGGAUUCAAGGAUCAGGAAGCUUCUGAGUUGCAGUUCAGAGGCCUUUCAAAUCUGAAAAGUCAGGAAGCUGCUCAGCAAGUUCAACUUCCUGCAUCUUUGGACAGAGCUGAGGGGGUCGAAUUGAAGGAUAAUCAUAUCACUCUGUCACGUUUUAAGCUCUCUGCAAAGACGGCAGCAGAUUCAUCUGUGGCGUCAGAGGUUCAUUCUCAGUCUCUUGGUGGGCAAUCUGAAGGUGGUGCUGGACGAAAUACCCGGGAGGCCUCUUUCUUCCGGUACAAAGGGGUAGAUUCCUUUGCAGGGGAAGCUGGGGACGAAAUGGGGAGGAAAGACUCAGCGUCUACGGAGAAACAACCUGGCAGUUUUGCAAGUAAAGUCGAGGAUUCAGGGGUCCAGAAAAUGAAAUUGCAGAGACAAGGUUUUGGUCCUGAACAGACGAAGAAAUCACAAGGUAGGAGGGAUGAUGACAAUAGUGUUUCUGGAAACAGUAGGUCGGUUUUUCCUGCACAAACAGUUUCUGAGAAUAAAGAAACUGUUGGAUCAAAGUCAACAGCACUGGUGGAGCAAGUUCAGAGAGUAAGGCAGGCAAAGGGAAAUCAGGAGCUCAAUGAUGAGCUGAAAAUGAAGGCAAAUGAGCUUGAAAAGCUUUUUGCGGAGCACAAGCUUAGGGUUCCUGGGGAUCAGUCUAUUUCUAAUAGGAGAAACAAGCCUGCUGACAUGCAGAUGGAGCAGGUAACAACUUCUCAGUACAGAAAACCAGGAGCUGAGGUUGCUCCUUUGCAUUUGCCUGACAAAAAUGUAGCGGUCGAAUCUACCAAAAGUAUCAGCAGUGUGACAAAGUUUAAUGCUGGUCCAGUAAUGAAAACUGUAGAUAACCAGGACUAUGGGGAUGCUCUAAAACAGAAUUUCUCUGAGCUUUGUUUUUCGGAUGAUUCCAGAGGAAAAUUCUACGAUAGAUAUAUGCAGAAAAGAAAUGCAAAAUUGAAGGAAGAAUGGGGUUCUAAAAGGGCAGAGAAGGAAGCAAAGAUGAAGGCCAUGCAGGAUAGCCUUGAGAGGAGUAAGGCUGAGAUGAAGGCAAAGUUUUCAGGGUCUGCAGAUAGACAGGAUUCAGUUCUUAGUGCGCGUAAACGUGCUGAGAAACUUAGAUCAUUCAAUUUUCGGUCAAUGGUGAAGAAGGAGCAGCAGCAAAUGGAUUCUGUCCAGAGUGAAGAGGAUGAAGAUCUGUCUGAUUUGCCAGAGCAGAAGCUUUGUGGACAAGAUAGAUUACCUAGUGAGACUUCUUUAGGGGAUGGUGCUUCUAGAAGCACCCAAACCAAGAAGCUUAUUCCCAAUAAAAACCUUUCUUCAUCCACCCCACGCACCUCAGCAGUAUCAAUUCCGCGGUCAUCUGUCAAAGCUUCCAAUUCUGUUCCUGGGAGGAGAAGAAUGCAAUCUGAAAAUCCGCUAGCACAGUCAGUUCCCAACUUCGCUGAUCUUAGAAAAGAAAACACUAAGCCUUCUUCUGGUGGUGGCAAAGCGGCAACUCGCUCCCAAGUGAGGAACUAUUCCCGCAGCAGGAGCACCAGUGAAGAGAUAUCGGUUGCCAAGGAAGAGAAGCCGCGGAGGUCUCAGUCCUUAAAAAAAAGUUCUGCAAGUCCUGUGGAGUUUAAAGACUUGUCCUCUCUGAGCUCAGAUAGUAUUGUUUUGACUCCGUUGAAGUUUGAUAAGGAACAGACUGAGCAGAGCCUUCAUAACAGAGUUCCAAAGAGCACCGAGUCCAAGCCUUUCCUCAGGAAGGGUAAUGGUAUUGGUCCGGGUUCAGGUGCUGGUAUUGCCAAAUUGAGGGCUUCAACUGCAUCUGAAGCUUUGAAAGAUGAAGAACCUGAGGAGUUGCAGUUUGAGUCUGAUGAUCCCGUCGAUGUAGCAAAAGAUGAAGACCAUGAGGGGUUUGAAACUAUGGAGGCGGAAGAUUCUGCAAACUUGGAUAAUGGAAAACCAAGAUUGAGCGAGGAAUAUGACAAGUCCCUUAUUUCUGGAUCAGAAAACGGCGAUGCUGUAAGGUCUCUUUCUCAAAUCGACGCUUCUUCUGUUGCUGAAUUGCCUGCUGCUCUACCUUCGACAUUCCAAACUGCAGUAGGGUCUUUACAGGAUUCUCCAGGUGAGAGCCCUGUGUCAUGGAACUCACGCACACAUCUUUCAUUUUCUUAUCCACAUGAAACCUCGGACGUUGAUGCAUCUGUGGACUCUCCAAUGGGAAGCCCUGCAUCUUGGAAUUCCCACCCUCUUACUCAAACAGAGGCUGAGGCUGCUCGAAUGAGGAAGAAGUGGGGAAGUGCUCACAAACCUGUUAUUGUUGCUAAUUCUUCCCAUACCCAGUCCCGCAAAGAUGUGACCAAAGGGAUUAAGCGGUUGCUGAAGUUCGGAAGAAAAAGCCGUGGCACAGAGACUUUGGUUGAUUGGAUCUCUGCUACAACUUCUGAAGGAGACGAUGAUACUGAAGAUGGAAGAGAUCCUGCUACUCGGUUAUCAGAAGAUCUAAGGAAGUCAAGAAUGGGAUUCUCACAAGGUCAUCCUUCUGAUGAUGGCUUUAAUGAAAGUGAGCUGUUCAAUGAACAUGUUCAAGCCUUAAAUAGCUCUAUCCCAGCUCCUCCAGCAAACUUCAAACUGAGGGAGGAUCAUCUGUCUGGAAGCUCACUAAAAGCCCCACGAUCUUUCUUCUCUCUCUCAUCUUUCCGAAGCAAGGGAAGCGACUCGAAGCCCAGAUAACCAUUUCCAAGAUAAAAGCCAAGGCCUCUGGUGUUUGAGAUCGUCGUCAAUGAUAGGGUGUAAAGGAUGGUUUUAUAUAUAUAUAUAGCUAGCAAAUGGUUGAGGUAGGCAGCAGACGGGCCAUGUAAGUUCUAAAAUGACAUUAUGCAUAUCUUCAUGAAUAUGUCGCGGCCUCCUCAUGAUAGUUAUUUCUUACGGUUGUGUUGAAAUAUGUUGUAUAUUGUAUUGAGAUAAAGUCGCCAAUUGGCGUAAUGUCAUUAUGAGUUUUGGUAGUCCAGGGCAUUCUUUUUCGCUUCUUGAUUUGAUCUUAGCCUUGUGUGAUGUAUAAUGGAAGUUGGGAACUCUUGUUAGAAUCGGAAAUACUGUUAGAUUAAA
Malania oleifera is the source of this 5158-nucleotide messenger RNA. RefSeq lists its product as uncharacterized. The transcript has 11 exons. The record is from RefSeq and is a predicted model, not a curated record. Bases 554 to 4783 code for a protein of 1409 amino acids. NCBI's taxonomy places the organism in Eukaryota, Viridiplantae, Streptophyta, Magnoliopsida, Santalales, Ximeniaceae.